UGUCCCUGCGAUAAUAUUUUUUUAGCUUGGAAAAUGUCUCGUUAACGUGUAUACAAACUCUGUUACAUAAGCACUUUGUAAUUGUUCUGAUUUCUAGUGAACUGCAGACACAACACUGCAACAAUGGAAUGCUAUCUUCCAUACAAGGUCAUCUCUCUCUUCCUUCUCCUUUCAACUGCUUUGUCAGCUUCGAUAGGGGAUGAUCGUGGGACCUACAUCAUCCACAUGGACAAAUCAGCUAUGCCCACUCCCUUCUCAGAUCAUGAUAAUUGGUACACGUCGAUGCUUUCGUCCCUGUCAUCGUCCGAUCAUGGCGUUUUCCCAACCCAUCUCUACACCUACAACCAUGUGUUGGAUGGUUUCAGUGCAGUGCUAUCUCGGUCUCAACUAGAUCAGUUAGAGAAGAUGCCUGGCCAUAUUGCCACAUACCCUGAGACCUCUGGAAAGCUUCACACUACACAUACACCAGAGUUUCUUGGCCUGAAAAAGAGUGCUGGCUUGUGGCCUCAAGCCAAUUUUGGUGAUGACAUGAUUAUUGGUAUAAUCGACAGUGGCAUCUGGCCAGAAAGUGAGAGUUUCAGAGAUGAUGGCAUGACCCCGGUGCCAGAGAGAUGGCGCGGGACAUGUGAGUCGGGAGUUAAAUUCAACUCUUCUUAUUGUAACAAAAAACUCAUUGGAGCUCGCUCUUUCAGUAAAGGGAUGAAGCAACAAGGGCUAAACAUAUCAAGAACUGAUGACUACGACUCUCCGAGGGACUUCUUUGGACAUGGGACUCACACAUCGUCAACUGCUGCUGGGAGCCCAGUACAAGGUGCCAAUUACUUUGGUUAUGCAGAAGGAACAGCAACUGGGGUUGCACCAAAAGCCCGGCUUGCCAUGUACAAGGUUGGAUUCCUCAACAGCACCUUCAAGUCUUUUGCCACUGACACUUUAGCCGGCAUGGACCAAGCCAUAGCUGAUGGAGUAGAUCUCAUGUCAUUAUCAUUGGGAUUCAGAGAGACGCCUUUUGAUGAAAACACUAUUGCAGUGGGAGCUUUUGCAGCCAUGGAGAAAGGGAUUUUUGUUGUUUGUUCAGCUGGCAACAGUGGUCCUGAUGGUUUCACUAUACUCAAUGGAGCUCCUUGGAUCACAACUGUUGGUGCUGGGACAAUCGAUCGCGAUUAUGCAGCUAAGGUGACGCUUGGUGAUGAGGUCCUCACUGUUAGUGGAAAAUCUGUCUACCCAUUAGACUUGUUAGUGUCUCGCGAUCCAAUAUACUUUGGCCAAGGGAAUAGAAGCAAAGAACUCUGCGAAGACUAUGCUCUUGACCCAAAAGAUGUUGCAGGGAAGUUUGUAUUUUGUGACUUCAUCAAUGAAAGUGCAGCAGUCAAUGUGUUUGAAAUAGAAAGGUCAGGAGCUGCUGGUGCAAUCUUUAGUACUGCCUUCCAAAACUUUCUUCGGCCACGCGAUUUCAAUUUGCCAUAUGUGGCAGUAACCCAAAAACACGGAGAUUUGAUCAAAGACUACCUAAUCAAGACGGAGAAUGCAACUGUUAGCAUCAAGUUCAAGAUAACAGUGUUGGGUACCAAGCCUGCCCCUAUUGUGGCGUGGUUCUCAUCACGAGGGCCAGAUCGCAUGUCUCCAUGGAUACUAAAGCCUGAUAUUUUAGCUCCUGGGGUUGAUAUUUUAGCUGCAUGGGUACCCAAUAGAGGAGCUGCACCUAUAGGAGACGACUAUUUGCUUAGCGAUUUUAAACUCCUCUCUGGCACUUCUAUGGCUUCUCCCCAUGCAGUUGGUGUAGCGGCGCUUCUAAAAACGCUCCACAAGGACUGGAGCCCAGCUGCCAUCCGAUCAGCCAUGAUGACUACCGCUUAUGUGAUUGAUAAUGCCAAUGGCCCCAUCAUUGACAUGACCACUGGAGUUGCUGGGACUCCACUUGAUUAUGGGGCAGGACAUAUUAACCCUGAAAAGGCCAUGGAUCCUGGUCUUGUUUAUGAUAUAGAGGUUCAGGAUUAUAUCAAUUACUUGUGUGGAAUGAACUACACGAGCAAACAGAUUAAGAUCAUCACCAAAAGGUCGAAUUUCAGCUGUGAUCAAGCCAGUCUUGACCUUAAUUAUCCAUCUUUUAUUGUUAUCCUCAACGACACCAACACUAUGAGUUACACCUUUAACCGGGUAUUAACAAAUGUUGUAGAUAGUUCCUCUACUUAUCGUGCAGUGGUGAAGGUUCCGUCAGGGAUGGAAGUGGUUGUGCAGCCCCUGGUGGUAUCCUUUGCUGGAAAGUACAGCAAAGCCGAGUUCAGUAUAACGAUAAAAGUGACUGUUGAAGAUGCUAAUCCACAGAGUGAUUCCCUAGUGAAUUAUGGGUAUUUAAGCUGGAAUGAUGUUAACGGGACUCGUAUGGUGAGAAGUCCUAUUGUUGCUGCCUAUGCACCUUAAGUAAGUGGUACAUAUUGCUGAUUGAACGUUUGUAUGGGUAUUUCUGAAAUAAUGUUAAGGACACUCAUGUCCACAUAAUUGUUUAUUUAAGAGGUAUAUAUAAUCAAUUAUUGUUCCAAGACCUA
Messenger RNA from Cornus florida, 2543 nucleotides. RefSeq names its product subtilisin-like protease SBT3. NCBI's taxonomy places the organism in Eukaryota, Viridiplantae, Streptophyta, Magnoliopsida, Cornales, Cornaceae. Gene Ontology annotation, biological process: proteolysis. Gene Ontology annotation, molecular function: serine-type endopeptidase activity. The record is from RefSeq and is a predicted model, not a curated record. The coding region runs from base 124 to 2418 and encodes 764 amino acids. The transcript has a single exon.